This is a messenger RNA of Syngnathus acus (greater pipefish), 968 nucleotides long. RefSeq lists its product as uncharacterized. The coding region runs from base 286 to 933 and encodes 215 amino acids. The record is from RefSeq and is a predicted model, not a curated record. The transcript is spliced from 8 exons. NCBI's taxonomy places the organism in Eukaryota, Metazoa, Chordata, Actinopteri, Syngnathiformes, Syngnathidae.
ACACACAUGAAUACACACACGCACACACAAAAUCAGACGCGCGCACACACGCACAAAUGAAUAAAUCAGAAAGAAAUAACAUAUUUAAGCAGAUUUUGGGAAGACGAAAUUCAAAUGGCAGUAUGUUGUGUUACCUGAUUUAGGUGCGUUGUGUUAUGUGUUUUAUGUCGUUGACGUCACGCGCCAGUCAGGCGCAUUCAGGUGAGCUCAAAGUUCAGAGAAAAUGAAACAGCAAGGACCUCAACGUCUCGCCGAAACGCCACAGCCCGUAGACGCAAGGCAUUGAUGGCGUUCGUCUGUUUUACUGACGGCUUCUUCAAUGAACUGUUCCGACCACUUCAUGACAACGGACCGUUCUUCGUCAGCCUACCACAGUUGAGCCUCCUGGAGUAUGCUGCCCUCUCCGCUUUCAAUCUCCAACCGGGCCCGCUGGAGGUGGAGCUACUGAAGCCCAUGGCGGUUAGCAUUCACAAGACUGGACUCACCAUCAGAAUUGAGGCAAGAGCCAGACCGCCCAGAAAACAACAUGGGCUCAUUGUGAAGUGUGAAGUGUCUAUGAAGGUGGCUAUCAAGGGAAACCAUCUGGUUCUACUUUAUGGGAAGGCCAUGUGUGAAAUUAGACCUUCCACGUUAUGGGGAACACUACUAAAGGGCUGUGCCAGGAUGAAGUUGGAAGAACUCAUUGAAUCCAAACUGAAAGAGUUGAUCACGAAAAUGGUGAUUCCUGGAGUCGUCACCGUUGAAGCAACCAUUGUCUAUCAUGAGGUGGGUCAUGCAUCUUACAUACGCAAAUCAGGACUAGUGAGGUCAGUGUGUGUGUGUGUGUGUGUGUGUGUGUGUGUGUGUGUGUGUGUGUGUGUGUGUGUGUGUGUGUGUGUGUGUGUGCUUGCAGGGCAGCCUGGUAGUCGGGGGAAACCUAAGGCUGCUUCCUGAGGUGGUCCAGCAGAUUCUGAAGCGCCUCCAGAAAA